This is a messenger RNA of Adineta ricciae, 696 nucleotides long. Lineage: Eukaryota; Metazoa; Rotifera; Eurotatoria; Adinetida; Adinetidae. The record is from the annotation of a GenBank genome assembly.
AUGCAUGAUGUAUUAAUUGGCGUUAAUAUUGGACGAAAUAAAACUACAAAUACAGCUGUUGAACAAGAUUACACAUUGGGAAUUGAACAAUUCGGUUGUCUAGCUGAUUAUCUGGUGAUCAACAUCUCCAGUCCAAAUACGCCUGGUCUACGACAGUUACAGAAUGAAAAUGAAUUGAAAAAUCUUUUAACUUCCGUUCGUCGAAGUUGUGAUAAAGUCGCGUGUGAUAACCAAUUAAAACAGAAACCAUUGAUUUUACUGAAAGUCGCACCAGAUCUGGAUGAAGAUGAGAUUAAAUCGAUAUCAUCAAUCGUUCGUCAGCCGAAUACUUAUAUCGAUGGAUUGAUCGUAUCAAACACAACAGUGGCAAGAAUGGAAACAUUACAAAGUCAACAUCGAAAUGAAACCGGUGGUUUAAGUGGAAGACCAUUGAAAGACAAAGCACUUGAAACUCUUCGUUCGUUUCGACGUCAUACUCAGGGUCAAAUUCCCAUUAUUGGUGUUGGAGGAAUCGAAACAGCAGAUGACGUUUUCGAACGAAUCAAAGCGGGUGCUAGUCUCGUUCAAAUCUAUACAGGCUUAACUUAUUCUGGUCCUCCAUUAAUCAAUAAACUCAAUCGUCAGUUCGCGACUAUGAUGAAACAACAAAACAUAAAGCACAUUAAUGAUUUAGUUGGUAAAGACGAUCGCCGUUAG